AUCCCAAACAGUAUAAAAAAUCUUCUGCUUCCUCGAGAAGGCUAACAAUAAUUUCUUGUCUCUGUAGCUUCUAUUUUCUCUCAAUCAAAGAGAAAAACAAUGUCGACGGGCCGGAAAUUUAUUCUGAAAAGCUCAGACGGAGAGUCAUUUGAGGUCGACGAAGCCGUAGCCGUUGAAUCGCAGACUAUAAAACACAUGAUUGAAGAUGAUUGCGCUGAUAACGGUAUCCCUUUACCUAACGUCACAAGCAAGGUUCUUGCUAAGGUGAUCGAGUACUGCAAAAAGCACGUUGAGUCCCCUAAAUCGGACGAUCGUCCUUCUUCUGCUGCUGAUGAUCUUAAAGCUUGGGAUACUGAAUUCGUCAAAGUUGACCAGGCCACUCUCUUCGAUCUCAUCCUGGCUGCCAAUUAUCUGAACAUCAAGAACUUGCUGGACCUCACUUGUCAGAGAGUGGCUGAUAUGAUCAAGGGCAAGACUCCAGAAGAGAUCCGCAAGACAUUCAACAUCAAGAAUGACUUUACACCAGAGGAAGAGGAGGAGGUUCGGAGAGAGAACCAGUGGGCAUUUGAGUAGAAGGAAAGAAGUUCAACCUGUAUUUCUAAUUGCCUUCUGUGUUGGACAUGGAUGGAUGUUAAGGUUUUAAUGCUUUGCAAACAAUUUCCAUUUUGUUUCCAUGUCCCUUGUCUCUCCACGUCAGUUUCACUGUGUUGAUAUGGUAUAUGUCCUUGCCUUGUAAUUUCUUUGUGUUUUAGAUGACCUAAUUAUGCCAUCUGUGAUAUGCUAUCGUUGUUUCACCA
Molecule: messenger RNA, 797 nt
Organism: Populus nigra (black poplar)
Lineage: Eukaryota; Viridiplantae; Streptophyta; Magnoliopsida; Malpighiales; Salicaceae
Product: SKP1-like protein 1B
Exons: 2
Coding region: 100-573 (157 amino acids)
Biological process (GO): SCF-dependent proteasomal ubiquitin-dependent protein catabolic process
Cellular component (GO): cytoplasm; nucleus
Molecular function (GO): cullin family protein binding
Source: RefSeq, a predicted model, not a curated record